UUCCCGACCUACAAGGCAAGUAUAUGGUGUAUUGUUUCAUACUGCGCAAUAGCUACCAUAUAUGUGCUCCUAAAUGAUCCUAUAGAAAAUCCCUACGGAGUCCACACUUUGGAUUUUCAAGCUAGUGUUGAUUUGAACUUCAUUUCGUAAUCACACAUACAUAGAUGUCUGUGAAUUAUUGACAGUGUUUUCAAAAGUGAUACGUUACUCAGUUAAAUAGUGUAAGAAACUAGUGUGCACAAAAGUGGUAAUUUUGAAGAUAUUCGUACUAAAGAAGCUACAAGAAACCAAGAUGAAGUUAUCACAGUCAAUGUUAAAAAUGAUAAUAAAACUGCUAAUUCUAAUGAUGUUAUUUGUGAUAAUGUUUCUUAUAUCAUCAUUUCUAUAUAGUGCGAGGUACUGGCCAGAUGUUUAUAACUACAUAAAUGCGAAUAUCACAAUAAAAAGGAUUCCUACGAUAUCAGAGCUAGAAUUAACUGUUGUAGAAGUAGAUACAUAUACGACAGAAACAUACACAACUACUGAUGUAGAAUAUAUUGAUGUAUCAACAGUCAAUGAUUUUGAUAUCGACGAAUUCAUGAAAGAUGAAAUAGAUCCGAAAGGCAAAGUUAAGAGAAAUAUUGUGUAUGAACAAUUGAAAGAUUACAUAGAGUUACCUACAAGACCUAUAUUUGUUGAUUAUGUAUUUCUUGAAGAACCUUUAAAACAAGAAAUACCACCUAUGAACGUAGGUACUGAAGAUGAAACCAAAGUAAAUAAAAAAAAUGUAGAUAUAUUAAAAACAGUAGUUACGGGAGUAGUUGUAGACGACGAUUUACCUAAAACAACAGUUAGUGAAGAACCGGCAGUAACCAAACUUUAUUACACAGUACAACCAACAGUAAGUGAUAAAAUAAAAAGAUGUGUUGAUGAAGAUGACACCACUGAACAGUAUUUACCAGAAACUGUCAUAGAACAUACAACAACAGUAGAAGGUUAUCUGGUUGGUGAUGAUUCCAAAGCAAUGGUUGACGAGGUUACAGAAGAACCGGUUGUUUUAACAACGAAAGCGAACGAAAACGAGUUGGUUGAUGACGAACAUGAUGAGAGGUUGAUGAAGGACCUGGUUGAUAUGAGCAAGAUGAGCACCAGGAGUUCUGAUGACGUGGAAAUGGUUACUGGGAAACCUGAAAAAAUUAUGAUGUUGGACCCCACCUGCGAUGGUGACGCGGCCUGCAUACAGUUCACGAAGACGGUGUACCCCUGGGUGGCGAGCAUCUUCGUCACCAGCGAGGAUCGGGGCAGCCAGUUCAGCUACUACUGCGAUGGAGCGUUGCUGACGGAGAAGGUCAUUGUUACUGGUGCGAGAUGUAUUUCCGUCUCCAAUAAGACGUGGAACCCUGAGAAUGUGCUGGUCUUCCUUGGAAAGACUAAUUUGCAGAUCUUUGGAGGCAAUGAGAAAGUUCACAAGGUAAAGUCCCUGGUUCUCCACCCGAACUUCACAUUAGAAGCUGAGGGUAAAGCUGCCAGCGACCUGGCUCUUCUGGUGCUGGAAGACGCAGUCAUGUUCAACGAGAACAUCCAGUCUGCCUGCAUCCACCAGGAUAAUAGCUUUGAGGAGGCUGCUACUACAGCAUGGGGUUUGAACGGUGCUCUCUACCCGAUAUUGUUCAACAAGCAGAAAAGUGAUCAAUGCUUCGACAAGGACGAAGAUGUCUUCUGUGCUACAUACGGUAAUGACGUAGCCCUCUGCCCAAGUUACGGCGGCAUCUUCGCGUCCAGGCAGAUGGACCGCUGGUGUCUCUCCGGCAUCUUCCACGGCGACCCGAAGGAGCGAGGCAUCUGUUUCAACAAGAACGUCCAGUAUACUGCACUGAGGAACUUCCUCAAGUGGAUCGAUGAUACUGUUGGAAUGUAUAAGAAUGGCAUCUUGUUGUAGAA
Messenger RNA from Helicoverpa armigera (cotton bollworm), 1920 nucleotides. RefSeq lists its product as uncharacterized. Bases 293 to 1918 code for a protein of 541 amino acids. NCBI's taxonomy places the organism in Eukaryota, Metazoa, Arthropoda, Insecta, Lepidoptera, Noctuidae. The record is from RefSeq and is a predicted model, not a curated record. Gene Ontology annotation, molecular function: serine-type endopeptidase activity. The transcript has 6 exons. Gene Ontology annotation, biological process: proteolysis.